AUGGUAAACGUAGUGGAUGCCGAUAAAUCACAGGUAGAAACCAAGGGACCAAUAGAAAAUGAACCACAAAUACUUAUUGUCAAAGAUGAAAAUCAAAUAUAUAAGAGGAAUCUAAAUGUAUCUAGUAACACUGUAUGGGGAUUGACAGGAGGAAAUGGAGUAUCGAAAGGAGUUGACUUACUGUCAGAUUCGAAGACUGUGCCUCGGUUUUCGCCGAUUUGGAAACAGAGCUUGGCAGCCUCAGCACCAAUUUUAUUAGGUUUUGCUGCGGGUUCGACAUUCGGUUUCUCAGCGAUCUUACUGCCACAGUUGAAGGAACAAGCUGGACCUAUUCCAGCAGAUGAAGAAACAGCGUCAUGGAUAGCUUCAAUCGCAACCCUACCGGUGGCUCCUGCCUGUCUUAUAUCUGGAUGGAUAUUUGAAAGAUUUGGAAGAAGACCAGCUCUAUUCAUCACAUGUGCCCCGUUUCUACUUGGAUGGGCUCUCAUAAUAAAAGCAAACAACCUCACCCUCAUGCUGUGCGGGAGAUUUUUCACAGGGAUGUGCACAGGAUUAAUAGGUCCUUUGGCAUCGGUCUACAUAGGAGAAACUACGGAACCGAAGUAUAGAGGUCUCUUCCUCGCUGCUAUUUCAUUAGCAAUGGCAUCAGGAAUGUUUUUCUCGCAUAUUAUCGGCACAUUUAUAUCAUGGCAGUGGACUGCGGUCAUCUGCGCUCUAUUGCCAAUAUUAAGUCUAGUUUUACUUGUUUUUGUACCAGAAUCUCCCACUUGGUUAAUAUCAAGAGGUCACAUUGAGGAGGGUGCCAAGGUUUAUUACUGGUUAAGAGGGUAUAGUGAUGAAGCCAAAGACGAAUUGAAAGAUAUAAUCGAUCGUAAAUUAGCAAACGAUGAUGCCCCAGUAGAAACUUGGAAAGACAAAAUUCGUUAAUAUAAAUGCCCGGAAUUUAUAAAGCCGUUAGUGAUUAUGAUAUUCUUUUUCUCAAUGUCCCAAUUUGCCGGCGCAAAUGCAGUUGCUUUUUAUUCUGUAGAAAUUAUCAAAAAGGCUUUAGGAAAAGAUAUUGAUCAAUAUAUGGCGAUGCUCCUAAUAGAUUUUCUGAGAUUGUUAGCGUCAGUAGCAGCCUGUAUCAUAUGCAAGCAGUACGGGCGAAGACCUGUAUGUUUUGUUAGCGGAGGCUUGACAGCAAUUUCAAUGGCAGGACUAUCAAUAUUUUUGUAUCUAAAACCAGAAAAUAUGGCUUGGAUACCCCUAUCAUGUUUCAUGCUCUACAUUUGUGCGAUUUCAAUUGGUCUAGUUCCGUUGCCCUGGAUGAUGUGUGGGGAGAUAUUUCCGACUAAGGUUCGAGGCUUAGGUUCGGGAGUUAGUUCAGCUGUGGGUUUGGUCUCUGUAUUUGUAGUAGUUAAAACCGCACCAGGCAUGAUGUCUCACUUGGGACAAGUGUUUACUUUCUCGUUUUACGGAGCGAUCGCCUUUAUUGGAAGCAUCAUAUUAUUCUUUGUUCUCCCUGAGACCAAAGGAAGGAGUCUACAGGAGAUUGAAGACAAAUUUAAAAAUCAAAAGAGUAAUGGCUCAAAGUUUUGA
Molecule: messenger RNA, 1578 nt
Organism: Bombyx mandarina (wild silkworm)
Lineage: Eukaryota; Metazoa; Arthropoda; Insecta; Lepidoptera; Bombycidae
Product: trehalose transporter 1-like protein
Biological process (GO): transmembrane transport
Cellular component (GO): membrane
Molecular function (GO): transmembrane transporter activity
Source: RefSeq, a predicted model, not a curated record